AUUAACUCACGAUCAGUCGAACAAAUUUUUUCAAAUUUUUGCUUUCAUUCUAUCUCAUCCAAAACGUUUCAAAAUGGGUUUCACUCAACUUGAUAAAGAUUCAGGCCUUAAAACUCUUAAUAACUUUUUGCAAGAUAAAUCUUAUAUUGAAAGUUACGAACCAUCCCAAGCUGAUGUAGCCGUGUUCGAAGCUUUGAACCGUCCAGAUUCUACUAAAUAUCCCCAUGCAGCUCGAUGGUAUAAUCAUAUCGCUUCUUAUUCUGAAUCAUUUUCUUCACUUCCUGGCACAAAAAAAGACGCAUCAUCAUAUGGACCUGAUGUUGUUGAAACUCCAACAGAAGAGAAGAAAGAUGAUGAUGAUGAUGUAGAUUUGUUUGGUUCUGAUGAUGAGGAGGAAGAUGAAGAAGCUGAACGUCAAAAAGCAGAGAGACUUGCUGAAUAUCGACGUAAAAAGGAAGCUAAACCAAAAGUUAUUGCUAAAAGUAUGGUUAUCCUGGAUGUUAAACCUUGGGAUGAUACUACUGAUUUAGCUGAAAUGGAAAAAUUUGUAAGGAGCAUUGAAUUAGAUGGUCUUGUGUGGGGUGCUUCUAAACUUGUUCCUGUUGGCUAUGGUAUCAAUAAGUUGCAGAUUUCAUGUGUCGUAGAAGAUGAUAAAGUUGGUGUUGAUGAUUUGGAAGAAAGAAUUACAGGAUUCGAAGAACAUGUUCAAAGUGUUGAUGUAGCUGCUUUCAAUAAAUUGUAAAAAUCCAUCGAAAAUUAUAGAUCGUUCCUCUAUUAAUACGAAAACAAUGAAAUAUAACAAAUUUUACAUGUAUAUUUGUUGCUAUUAUAAAAUGUUAUCAUCUAAUAAUUAAUAACAACAUAGCAAGUUAAUUGCAACUGAAAUUUAUUGUUUUAAAUAGUUAAGCUUUAUUAAAUGAUGCCAAUUACGCGUUUCAAUGUGAAGACGCGUUGAUUUAUACACAAUGUGCAAGAAAUAUAUUAGCUGAUAAUCUUCAAAUUAAUUAUAGAGUUGUCUUAAUCUUCCAGCCAAUAUCAAACGAUAACCAUGAUUUCAAGAUCUUAUUUAUACUUCGCGAAUCAUACUUUAUUUAAUCCUAAAGAUAAAUAAAUAUUGGAAAUUAAAUUUUAGAAUAAAAUCUGGCAAUGAAAUACUG
Messenger RNA from Rhizophagus irregularis DAOM 181602=DAOM 197198, 1157 nucleotides. RefSeq lists its product as uncharacterized. NCBI's taxonomy places the organism in Eukaryota, Fungi, Glomeromycota, Glomeromycetes, Glomerales, Glomeraceae. Gene Ontology annotation, molecular function: guanyl-nucleotide exchange factor activity; translation elongation factor activity. Gene Ontology annotation, cellular component: eukaryotic translation elongation factor 1 complex; cytosol. The record is from RefSeq and is a predicted model, not a curated record. Gene Ontology annotation, biological process: translational elongation.